CGACCUCGUUGUCCAAGAUGGGGGCCCUCUUCCGCAAGUCGCAAAGACACUACUUCUGGAGACAGCAACGCAUCCCCUUGCUCUCUUUUUCGCUACACGAAGGUCUUGGCUCUGUGCGAUGUGUGCGCUCACCUCGUCGCGAAUGACACCUCUCUUGAUUCCAAGGUUCUAAGGACACGGAUGCACGCGCAUGCUGGACGCGUGCGCUCACACGGGGGUUGGCCCGCGGACGCGGCAUAUCCCGAGACGUGGCCCGCACUUGCCACCUCGGCAAUAUAUUCUCCUUAUCUUCGAAUUUGUAGCCAUCCCCCAACCAGAACUGUUGUAUUCAAUUUCUCUUGUUGCCAAGUGCUUAUUAGAGUACAAUUAUUCUCGGGGGCCUAAUUGUACCAGACUGAUUAUACCAGUUUCGGA
This is a messenger RNA of Mycena citricolor, 414 nucleotides long. The record is from the annotation of a GenBank genome assembly. Lineage: Eukaryota; Fungi; Basidiomycota; Agaricomycetes; Agaricales; Mycenaceae.